AUGCAGGAACUAGGCAUCAAACAGUUUAGAUCAAGCGCUUAUCAUCCGGAAAGUCAAGGAGCACUAGAGCGAUUUCACCAGACAUUGAAAAACAUGAUUCGGAUGUAUUGCCAGGACACCGAGAAAAGUUGGGACGAAGGAAUUCAUUUACUUUUAUUUGCUGCACACGAUUCAGUUCAAGAAUCUUUAGGCUUUACUCCGUUUGAGCUUGUUUUCGGACAUACAGUUAGGGAACUACUUAAACUCCUGAAGGAGAAGUUGCUUGUCGACGAUGACAGUCCUUUAAACCUUUUAGAAUAUGUUUCAGAUUUCCGUACGCAACUCACAAAAGCAUGCGAUUUGGCUAGAGAAAAUCUUAAGUCGGCACAAAAAUGCAUGAAGGAAAAGUAUGACAAAACUACCGUAAUGCAAAGUUUUCAAACCGGCGACAAAGUACUUGCCUUUCCUCCGGUCCCUGGAACACCCUUGCAUGCUAGGUAUUUUGGCCCCUACCUCGUAGAAAAGAAAGAGAAUGAUUUAAAUUAUGUAAUAGUCACGCCCGAUAGACGCAAGAAUAAACAGCUUUGCCAUGUAAAUAUGUUAAAGCCUUAUCACGAAAGAAAGAAAGUGAUUAAUGCAGUUAGUUCAGGUAGUAAUGAUAAUCAUACAGCUGAAGAGCUGGAACUUUUUAACUUAUCCGAAACAACUAAACUGAGCAACUCUCACAUUCUUCGGCAAAUGGAUUCCAAACUGACGCACCUUGAGCAAAGUCAACAAGAUGAUAUACAAGAACGUGUGCAAGAGUAUUCUGAUUUAUUUCCUGAUGUACCAACUCGGACGACUAUGAUCUCACACGACGUAGACGUUGGUGAUGCAGUACCAGUUAAACAACACCCAUAUCGCUUAAACCCCUCCAAACAAGAAUCCCUGAACAAAGAAGUACGAUAUCUUCUCGAACGACCUGAUCGAGCCCAGUCAGCAGUUGGAGUUCACCCUGCAUUCUAG
Paramuricea clavata is the source of this 984-nucleotide messenger RNA. The record is from the annotation of a GenBank genome assembly. NCBI's taxonomy places the organism in Eukaryota, Metazoa, Cnidaria, Anthozoa, Malacalcyonacea, Plexauridae.